This is a messenger RNA of Coniophora puteana RWD-64-598 SS2, 1653 nucleotides long. RefSeq lists its product as uncharacterized. The coding region runs from base 1 to 1653 and encodes 550 amino acids. The transcript is spliced from 2 exons. Lineage: Eukaryota; Fungi; Basidiomycota; Agaricomycetes; Boletales; Coniophoraceae. The record is from RefSeq and is a predicted model, not a curated record.
AUGUCUACUUCUGGCAACCUCACGCUCUCUACGUCCGCUCAGAUCUGCGGUAUCUACAACGGUACCGACAUCCUUUCCUGGCGUACCCGCAUGGAAAACCAUAUCCGGGCCUCAGGGGCCGGAUGGGCUCUGCGCAACACCCGCGCGGAGAUGAAGACGUUGACUUCGGACUUCAAGGAGGUCAACCAAUGGGAGACGCACAACGACACGGCGGUCGGCAAAAUUCUCGAGGCGCUCAGCCACGAUCAACGCGAGAUUGUUAAGGGCUUGGACGAGGCGCGUGCGAUCCUCGACAAGCUCGCCGGCAGCGCGCAAGCGCGCGGUAUCAGUACCGCGAUCAACGAGCUCAAGGUAGCCCUCAACACCCAGAUCCCUGCCGACACCGACCCCAACCCGGCGAUGGCCAAGAUCGUCGCCUCCCUUGACCGAUACACCUCCCUUGGCGGGAAGGUGCCUGGCGAGUUCGCCGGUGCCAUCCUGUUCUCGAAGAUCCCCAGCGGCUACGAAGCCGCCAAGCACGCCAUCAACGCCACUCAGUACAAGAGUACGGCGGCGCAAGUCACCGCCGGCGCUGGGGCCACAGUCCCCAUUUCUCUUGCUACUCUGAUGAAGGAGCUCGUCAUGACGCACAUCCGCAGCGACUGGGAGUUACGCUCCGCAUCGCAGAAGAAGAAGAAGGCGCCUCAGGUGAAGGAGGAGCAGGCCAACAAGGCCAGCUCCGGUACGAAGCAGUACAACGGCCAGUCGUCAUCCGACGGCAAAAAGAAGCGUCCUUCCAAGAAGGAGCGCAAGGAGCACCAGGCGCAGCAGCAACAGCAGCAGCAACAGAAGCCGGCGGCCGCUAACGCGGCUUCAUCGUCGGCUCCUGCCAAUGCGACGUCAUCUCCGGCGCCGCAGAGUGCCGCACCCGCCGCUGCCAAUUACUCGGCAACAUUUAACACGCCGGCUCCCGUCUACCACGUCGCGCACGUCGCUUCCGGGCCGUCUGGCCCCUCAUACUCUCCUCCGGUUUUCUCCGAACCAACCCCCGAUCCGCGCAAGCGGUCCCACCAACCUGCGACGGCCUAUCAAGGCCGCAGCAGCGCUCCGGCGCCUCCUCAUGGAACCGCAGGCGCACUCAAGCGUCAGCGGGACCAGGGCAUUGCGCCCACGUUCGAGGGAACGCGCGCCGAGUUGCCUGCGUUCGCAGGGGAGACGCCGCUUAUUCAGCGGCUCUCCAUGGGCCCCUCAGCGUCCCCGCCUCUGUCGGCUCGCAUCGAGCCGGUAGAGGAGCCUUCUCGUAAGCCGUCGGUUACCCCUCCGCGCGCUUCCGACUCUGACCAAUACGUGUCUGGGUUAGGUCCCCCCAAGCGCACCAAGUUCUCUGACUACAAGAAGCGUCAGAAGCUUGGUGACCGCCUUGCUGGCGGUGGUUCUUAUGUCGACGACUCUGCGACCGGCCACAAGGGCUGGCUCAAUGCAGAGGCGUACGCGGAGUACCAGCAACAGAAGGAGGACCUUCGCCGCUCCAUGGCGCCCACUCCGGUUCAGGUCGCCGAGUACGGCUAUGAGGACGACAUCGAGGAGUUCGAGGGUAUGUCGCUCAAGGAGCCGUCCGAACAGGGCGGAGAACGGGCGGUGUCACUCGAUUGCGAGUCGGUAAACCAUAUGUAG